CGUAUUCCCUUUCAGGGGCGUGCCUAGUCGUUCACGUCCCGGAAAAACAGCGUGUUGCCAUGUCGAGGUGAACUCGAGCAGUUCAGUAUUCUCAGGAAUAACUAUGGGCCCUGAGGGCGAGGGAAGGCAGGAGGGCGGGGCGUCUGGACCAGACCCCAGGACCCCGGUCCUCCGCAUCAGCCAGCUGGACGCCUUCGAGCUGGACUCGGCCCUGCAGCAGCUGCUGUGGUCCCAGUUCUCCCAGUGCUUCCAGAACCUGGGCCCUGGCCUGCUCACCCCGCUGGAGGCAGAGCUGAAGGUCCUGCUGCAGAUGCUGGUGUGGAGGUUCUCCCUGUACUCGGGCAGCUCCACGGUGGGCCAGGCUCUGCUGGGCCUGCGCUUCCAUAACGCCCUGUCCCACGCCCCCCGCUACCAGACCCUCUCACGCAGGCAGCGUCUGGGCCUGCUGCUGCUGGGGGCCGGGCCUCGCUGGCUGAGGGAGCGAUCCCACAGCCUGCUGCGGUCCCUGGGGGCCGGCCCGGGGAGCGGGGCUCUGUCUGGGGGGCUUCGCACAGGCAUGGGCCUCCUCUCAGGGCUCGUCCAGACGGCUAACCUCGUCAACUUCCUGGUGUUCCUGAGGAAGGGGCGGUACCCGUCGCUCUCAGAGAGGAUUCUGGGAGCGCGGGCGGUGUUCAGCAGGUCUCCGGGGGCGCGCGACGUGGCCUUCCAGUACGUGAACCGUGAGCUGCUGUGGCACGGCUUCGCUGAGUUCCUCAUCUUCCUCCUCCCGCUGGUCGACAUGCGGCGUGCCAAGGCGGCGCUGCGCUACUUCCUGUCUGGCCCGGCGGUGGCGGAGGAGGAGGGGGCGGGGUCGCCGGGGGGGCAGGAGUGCGGGUUCUGUGGGGAGUGGCCUACCAUGCCUCACUCCAUCGGCUGUCCUCACGUGUUCUGCUACUACUGCGUCAAGAGUCACGCCAUCGCCGACGGUUACCUGACGUGCCCCCAGUGCGGCCAAGAAGCGGCGGGGGCGGAGCCAGUCCAGCUGCAGAUCGAGAUGACCGAGAUUCACGCAAGAUGAAGACCGUCUUACCUGGCUAGUUAAUGAUGAUUGACGGGUUGAAUGGGAUCCACGUGUAGUCUUUCAGAAUGGCCUACAGUCACUUUCCUGUUGAAGGAUGUGGGAGGGAGGUCUUGCCAGCAUGAACAUGGAGAGAGAGCCGGCCGCGAGGUGAUCCCUCACACACAGAUGACUUGACAUCGUUGUUUUUAGGUUACGUGUGUGACUAGGGGCCACAUAGGGACGACAGCAGAGAAUGAGUGAGAUUCAGUCAACAUGAUGUUGGUCGAAUGAACUGGACAUGAUUAAUGUAUGUGUGCAUAUAUUGACAGUCCUCUGCUCUCUCCACUUCGGAUAGACUUUGGCCUGAACUAUUUGUCCUUGGUGCACUGGAGUGAUUGCGAAGACACACAGAGAGAAUAUUUGACAAACGAAUGUGUUGAUUUAGGGCCAAAUUGGUAGCGUGUGUGUGUUGAAAUGGGAAUAUUUGUCCUGAUGAAAAAUGCAGAAACUUGACAGAAUAAAUAAUUGGUGAAUAUCUGAUGUCUCUCAUCACCCACGAAUUAGCAUUUGUUUGUAUUUGUGCCUAAAUUCUAUUUCGACGUCAUUAAAAUUGAUGGAAUAUCA
This is a messenger RNA of Osmerus eperlanus (European smelt), 1663 nucleotides long. It is a transcript of the gene pex2, whose product is annotated as peroxisomal biogenesis factor 2. Gene Ontology annotation, molecular function: zinc ion binding. NCBI's taxonomy places the organism in Eukaryota, Metazoa, Chordata, Actinopteri, Osmeriformes, Osmeridae. The transcript has 5 exons. The coding region runs from base 104 to 1057 and encodes 317 amino acids. Gene Ontology annotation, cellular component: peroxisomal membrane. The record is from RefSeq and is a predicted model, not a curated record. Gene Ontology annotation, biological process: protein import into peroxisome matrix.